AUGCGUCUUGCAGCUUUUCUGGCCUUGGCCAGCCUUGCAACGCUUGGCUCAACAGACGUGCUGGACUUGGGAGACUUGAAGCAGUACAAUGCUAGGACGGACGUGAAAGCCCCCACGCUCAGCGGAAACACGAUAUGGCUUUCUGGCCGGGACAACGAGGGCUACGAUGUCGUGCUCUCACCUGACACGCAAGCCAAGGCCCGCGGCAUCCUUGAGGGUUGUGGCAAAGCCGAUAACAAAUGCUACAAUGAUGUACGCAACUUUCUGCAGACAUCUCAUGUCGAAAUCGACGGUCAGCUUGAGCGUCGUGGGUUUCUUCAACUUCUCACCAAAACGUUCCGAAAACUGGGGUCUGUCUUUGGGUUCAUUGCAGCGGCCAUGAUCGCCGACUGGCAACUGCGGCAUAACACGCAACCGCCUCCCCUGUUUGUGCCUCACAAUAUGGCCAGCUCAGCAUCGAAGCUGUCGGGGGCCACCGGACUUGUCAUCUCCGCCCAGGGCACGCCGGUUGUCACGGUCACACAGACAGCAGCCCCGACGUCCCUUCAGGGGACACAGACGCCUUCUGUCACGCCAGUGACGGAGCCACACGACAACUUUGCCAAGGGAGACAUCUCCGUCGUGCUGCAGAGCGAUUUCGCCAGGCGCGUUGACGAGAUCAUGCAUCGCAUGACGAACUGCGAGGAUGGCUACAAGUUCGAUAAGGGCUCGACGCGCCGGAGAAAGCGUGUUGCUGGGUCGUACGGGAAAGCCAUCUGCGCUGCCGAAGCUGCGGCCAUGAUGGCGCAAAGCGGCGGAGCGCUUAAUGACUUCGUCUUGAUGAACCCGACGCAGUUACGCUUUAGCUACACGGACUCUGUUGCAGCUGUGGCACGCGCGGCGAACAUUGUCAAUGAGUUCAUUCGGGAGUACGCCGCCUUGGUGGAUAUCAGCGCGGAACUCGCGACGCAGCUUUCCAACGUCUUGUUCGGCCUGGCGUUGCGUACCAUUGUCGACGGCACCACCCUCGGGGAGAACAACCGCAUCCCGGCGUCGUUGAUCAAGGUAUCGGCAUCGCCCACCGGAAGCCACCCUUCGUCCACAGCUACGGGCUGCCCUGACCCGGAGAAAAAUCCACUCACGUGUGGAACCGGCGAGAAGGACGACUGCAAGAUGAGAGCGCCCAAGAAGCCUGGGGACAGCCCGGUCUGUGAUGCGGGCGAACACAAAGACUGCGAGUGCUCUGCGGGCGUCAUCUGGGACAUAGAGACCGUCUCUGACGCACAGCAAAAGGCCAUGCUCGCCAUUGCCGCACUGCACAAGAAGCUCGGCGGUGGUGGCAAAGGCGACCCCAAACCCGGAAACAACAAGCCCGACUGCAACCCCUACGAUCUUAGUGUCAUUCCCUCCAACGUGUUCAGGAACCCCAACGCCCCGGAGAAGAACGUGUACCACCACUUUUGUGAGAAAUGGUACAAGGAAAGCAAGCUCGAGAUGACUGUUGACGCCGCAGGCAACAACAAGAAGCCCGAACCUCACCUCAAGUCCGUCAUUAAGCGGACGCCGCCGCCGGAUCCGAGCAACUGGUCAAAGUACGACUUCAACCUAAGUUUCAAGCCCGCAGAGGGGAAGAAGGAAUGCGCAAUGGACUGCAAGGCAGCAUACGCACUGAUGUCAACGGCGUGCUCCAAUUCAGGCGCAAUGAGCGUGCCCAUGUCGAAAGGUGGGAAACUCGACGUGGGCUGCGGGGUCUUCGACUACAGCAUCUCAGAGGACAAGAAUAUUGUCCCGCUCAAGGCUCAGGACCGGCAUUGCUUCGCGCCGGAUGAGUUUGGCAAGCACCGCGACAUCCAUCCCGGCUCCGUGAGCUCCUAUAGUGGCUGGCCUUGCACCGGCACGGCACUGAAGCCGGUCCGACGCGGCGACGAUUCCACCUUUAUAAAGUUCAAGACGACGGAGGACGACGUGGCCUACCAGUACAGCGUGGUGUGGAAGCAAGGCUGUAGCCUAGACAGCGGGGUGGACGCAAUCUAUGCCUCGAACCCACUCGCGAUCAAGGACCCCGGCCACACGGCCUGCCAGCAGACAUUCAUUGACAACUACAAGGAGUGUCUGAAUGGAGGCAUUGGAGGAAAUAUCCAGAUUGGCUGCCUUGUGUAUGAGUUUAAAGCGCAACCCGCCUGA
Molecule: messenger RNA, 2163 nt
Organism: Purpureocillium lilacinum
Lineage: Eukaryota; Fungi; Ascomycota; Sordariomycetes; Hypocreales; Ophiocordycipitaceae
Source: RefSeq, a predicted model, not a curated record